Hemiscyllium ocellatum (epaulette shark) is the source of this 4991-nucleotide messenger RNA. RefSeq names its product ATP-binding cassette sub-family D member 2-like. The record is from RefSeq and is a predicted model, not a curated record. NCBI's taxonomy places the organism in Eukaryota, Metazoa, Chordata, Chondrichthyes, Orectolobiformes, Hemiscylliidae. Gene Ontology annotation, molecular function: ATP binding; long-chain fatty acid transmembrane transporter activity; ABC-type transporter activity. Gene Ontology annotation, cellular component: peroxisomal membrane. Gene Ontology annotation, biological process: fatty acid beta-oxidation; very long-chain fatty acid catabolic process; peroxisome organization. The transcript is spliced from 10 exons. The coding region runs from base 198 to 2387 and encodes 729 amino acids.
UGCGCGUUGGGUGACGGAGGUGGACGCGGUGCCGCAGCGCCGGUGAGAGCGGCUCUCAGUUUGCGGAACCGAUGGGACGCCCUGCACCAUGACACCCGGUAACCUUUCCCACUCUGUCAGACUCGCCGUCUGCGUCGUUGCUGCUGCCGCCGCCGUUUUGUUCUCCGUGUGCGGGCUGGAGCAGUGACGGGGCGCAAAUGUCCCAUCUGCUGCAUGUGGCGGCCGGGGUGAAAUGGACCAAGUCCCGGGCCGCCCGUAGAGCCGUCUUCCUGCUCCUCGCCGCCUACGGUGUCAGGAAGCUGUACCCGCUCCUCUGUCAUCAGCUCCACGGCAAAACUCAGCCCGAAACCCCGGCUCCCCGCCAUUCCCGCAGCCACUGCCCUGCCAAGAAAUCUCCGGCUGUCGACGCGGACUUCUUGCAGCAGCUGAUCGGUCUCGGGAAAAUCCUCUUCCCCAAACUGGUCACCAAAGAGCUGGGCUUGCUCUGCCUGCACUCGGUGGCUCUGAUUUCCAGGACCUUCCUGUCGAUUUACGUGGCCGGCUUGGAUGGGAAGAUCGUGAAGUCUAUCGUUGAGAAGAAGCCGAGGAGCUUUGUGCUGAAACUGGUCAAAUGGCUCCUGGUGGCCAUCCCGGCCACCUUCGUCAACAGCGUUAUCCGCUAUCUGGAAUGCAAGCUGGCCCUGGCAUUUCGCACCCGCCUGGUCGAUCACGCCUAUCGAACCUACUUCACCGAUCAGACUUACUACAAGGUCAGCAACAUGGACGGACGGCUGGAGAACCCCGACCAGUCGCUGACAGAGGAUAUCAUGAUGUUUGCUCAGUCCAUCGCACACUUGUAUUCCAACCUGACCAAACCCAUCUUAGACGUAAUGCUGACUUCCUACACCCUGAUCCAGACCGCGACCUCGCGGGGAGCAAACCCCACGGGACCCACGCUGUUAGCCGGGCUUGUCGUUUAUGCCACAGCCAGGGUAUUACGAGCCUUCUCUCCAAGGUUUGGCAAGCUGGUGGCCGAAGAAGCCCAGAGGAAGGGAUACUUGAGAUACAUCCAUUCACGUAUUAUAGCCAAUGCAGAAGAGAUUGCUUUUUACGGGGGACACAGGGUGGAAAUGAACCAGCUACAGAGAAGUUACAAGUCACUUGCUGCCCAGAUGAAUCUUAUUUUAUCCAAGAGACUUUGGUACAUUAUGUUGGAGCAGUUUCUAAUGAAGUAUGUGUGGAGUGGGAGUGGAUUAGUGAUGGUGGCACUACCGAUCAUCACGGCAACAGGUUUUGCAGACAAUGAGUCAGAAGAUGGGCACAAGCAAGUAAGUUUGGUUAGUGAACGAACUGAAGCUUUCACCACAGCACGUAAUCUGCUGGCUGCUGGAGCUGAUGCUAUUGAAAGAAUUAUGUCUUCAUACAAAGAGAUCACUGAGUUGGCAGGCUACACAGCCAGAGUGCACAACUUAUUUUCUGUUUUUGAAGAAGUUCAGAGAGGAAUAUACAAGAGGUCCACAAUCAAUCAAGAAACGGAAACUGACUGCACCAAAGUAGCUAAACAUGGAUUCCACAUUGAAGUUCCUUCAGAACAAAAAGGACAAGUUAUUGACGUUGAUGUAGGAAUUAUUUGUGAAAAUGUCCCAAUUAUUACCCCAAAUGGAGAGGUUGUCAUUUCCAGUUUAAAUUUUAAGGUUGAUGAAGGUAUGCAUCUCCUUAUUACUGGCCCAAAUGGCUGCGGAAAAAGUUCUUUAUUCAGGAUAUUGAGUGGUUUAUGGCCAGUGUAUGGAGGGGUAUUGUAUAAACCACCACCUCAGCACAUGUUUUAUAUUCCACAAAGACCUUACAUGUCUGUUGGAACUCUGAGAGAUCAGGUUAUCUACCCAGACUCUGUGGAAGAGAUGAAUGAGAAAGAGUGCACAGAUCUGGACCUGGAGCAUAUCCUAGAUAUUGUUCACCUGAAGCACAUUGUACAGAGAGAGGGAGGAUGGGAUGCAGUUACUGACUGGAAGGAUGUCCUGUCUGGAGGUGAGAAACAAAGGAUGGGCAUGGCACGAAUGUUUUAUCACAGACCAAAAUAUGCACUGCUGGAUGAAUGCACUAGUGCUGUGAGCAUUGACGUUGAAGGCAAGAUAUUUCAAACUGCAAAGAAUUUUGGGAUCUCAUUGCUUUCCAUUACUCACAGGCCUUCUCUAUGGAAAUACCACACACAUUUGUUACAAUUUGAUGGGGAGGGUGGCUGGCGAUUUGAGCAAUUGGACACUGCAACUCGACUUUCACUGGCUGAAGAAAAGCAGAGACUUGAGUCUCAACUGGCUGGAGUGCCUCAAAUGCAGCAACGACUGAAUGAACUGUGCAGAGUUUUGGGAGAAGACUCUGUACUAAGAACCACUGAAAUUGAAGAAUAGUGACACUGAAAAUGAAUGUGAAUAAUAUGACAAAAAGAUUUUCAAAUGAAUUGCAUGAGACAAACAAACUAAAUAAAACAAUCUCCUAUUUAUUAAGGAUCAAUAACUAGUUUCUUCCAGUACAACAAAUAACCUUAUAUUUCCUUUGAAAUACUGUGAUGUGUUAACUCUUUUUACAGGUUUAUGUUACUGCAUUGUUAGAAUUUAGUUAACUUAAAGACAUUUUCUUAAAAAUAUUAUGAAUGUUAUGAGGAGACUAAAAUUUAUAUUCUGCAAGGUAUUGCUCCCAUUCUUUAAAUGCAAUUAAAGGUUCUGCAUCAAUUGUUGAACAAAAAUUUCAUGAAGUAUCUGGUACAGCAAGUGGCCAGCUUAGAUCUUCACAAGGAUGAUGCCACAUCAACACUUGUUUAGCACUGUGCCCAGGAUGUUCCUUUAUAACUAAUGAACUUUUUAUAUUUUAAUUCUAAGAAUCCAGUGUUUGAGGAAAAAAGGAAUAGGGAGAGGUUCUUCACUUUUUGAUUUUCAAAAAAAUUGAAUAAAUGCAGAUCUCAACAGUAAAAGAUCAGGAACUCUAACCAUGUUUUAACAUGAAUAUCCAUUCCCUUUUUGCUCUUAUUACAGAACUCAAGUAAAUACAACUUCAUUUCUUGCAACUCCCAUCUGCCACUGUAUGCUUUCUCUGAUUCUUGGUAUUUCAAAACAUAAGACUGUUUACCUUUAAUAUUAAUAACCACUAUAGUUUAUAUAAAACAUACUACUUUUGUUGUAGCAAAAGAUCUAUUAUUUGGACACGUUUAUCUGCAUUUUACAAUGGGACAGUCUAAUAAUGGAGUUUAACUCCUCACAGAAUUUGUUUUCUCUCUAUAUUUAGUAUUCUUCACACUUGUACCUGGACACCAAGUCUAUGUAUUAUUUCCUGUUUUUAAUUCUUUGAAGAAUGGAGCUACUGAAUUUCAUUGUUGCAUCCACUUUGAUUUGUUCAUUCCCCAUCAGGAUGGUGUAAUUGGUGAAUUUUACAACUAUUGAUUGGCCAACAGGACAUGGUGCAGGAUUGGUCUUGCUUUCUUUGCAUCUGUCCUGAUACAGAAAAAAACUUUGAGUGCAAAGUGUUCCAUCUAGAGUUUAUGAAACUUGUGCACAGAGGAAAAUUAUAGUUCAGAUGACAAUCAAAGCCAGUAUUUAAACCUGUAAGGAUAAAUGUCAGUCUAAAAUGUAUCAUUGGAGCUCCUGGGUGUUUUUUCUAUUUGCUUUUAACAAAAACAUGUUGCUUUUGAAGUUGCAUUUUUAUUCAUUGUAUUAAAUCAUCAUUGGUCCAUUUUAACAUUUUGUGUUUAUGUAAGUGAGAUUGAAUUCUAAAUAAACAGGUCAUUUAUAUCGAUGUGACAAAGCUUGCUUCAAUAUUUUUUUAAAAAGUAAUUAGACCAUUUUCUGUGUCUGGGACAGAAAUUGCCAGUAAUAUUCUGUCUUUGAUUGCAUGUUUGUAUGCUGUAAAAUAUUGGUUUCCCACAAGUAUUGUUAGUCUAAUUAAUUAUACUACAGCACCUCAACCAACUUUAUAUUCUCAAUCUCUUUUGCAUGAUGCAUGCAGUCAUAUAGCAAGUAAGUCAGUUCUGUAAAAGUAUUAUGGCAUAGCAGUUCCAACAAAAUAUAUGGCUGGACCAGGAUGUGACAGAUAAAAAGCAGGUGCACAGGAAACAAGCAAGGCUAUUUCUCCUCAUGUGAGUUGAAAGAGUUUUAUAAUUACAAAUUAAUUGCAUUUUAUGCUGUGAUGGAAAAAGUACAAGAAACUUUGGUUUGAAAUUCGUCUCUGGUAGUGAUGCAAAAUAAGCAAUCCCAUACAGCUCGCAAUAUUCAUUUCUAUCGCAGUCUGUGAAACAGAAUAUCAGCUUCUGCAUUUAAUGAGCAGCUGAACCAUGCUUUCUGAUUUGUGCAACUGCCUGAAACAAAUAUCUACCCCUACAUGUUUUGAAUGUCUAUAAUUUUUGACGUGGUAAUUCUGGUCAAUUGAUCAAACACCAAAUCUCAAGUUUGGAAAUUGUAGACCCAAAUAUAGUAAGUUUGAGAGUAGAAAAGGAAAAUCUAUGUGAUCAAGGUUUACUUUGGAUAGAUAUAGUCAAGUUAUGAAAAAAAUGGAUGAGGUAAUGCACAACUGUAGGUCAAAAAAAAAACAGCUACUCAAGAUUUCAUAAAUGUGGUCUUCUGCUUCGAAUAGCUAAUAUUAGCUAGUCUUUCUUUGAAUUUUUAGACAUGGUAAAGGGAAUUGGACUAACAUGCAGAAAUGUAAUAUUAAAAUGCAGCAGGCAGUAUUUUUAAUAUUUCAUAAUUUACCAACACAGGCAAUAUUUGUAUAUGAUGACAAAUUUCAGUAUACUUGAAAUACCACUAUAGCAGCUUCCAUUUUGUACUGUUUGGAAUUAAUACGUAACCUGACUUGUAAAUAUCUUCAGAAAGAAUAGCUUUUGCACAGUGCAGUCAGUGCAGAGAGCAAAUCGUUUAAUCUGAAUCAAGAAUUUACCUCUAAUGAAUAUGAACUCUGUUUUGACAUUUAAAUUGCUGUUUUAUUUCAUCUGUAAGUAAAUGCACCAUAUUGUAUUGUAUUUUGGA